CCAGGUUCCGCCCCUCAAGGCGCUCUAACACCAAGCCCCGCCCCUCGAGGAGCUGUCACAGCCGGGUCCCGCCCCUUGAGAGGCUCUAGCGGCCUGGCCCCUCCCUCAAGGCGCUGUAACAACCGGGCUCCGCUUCCCCGCGCUCUGCCAGGCGCCGCCGCUUGAGGCGUCCCAACGGCCAGGCCCCGCCCUCACGUGCGUACGCGGCCCCGCCGAGCCGUGCGGGCGCCCGCGUAGUCACUGGUUGAGGUGGCAGCGACUCCGCCAACAUGGAGUUCUCGCAGAUGCCAGAAUUCCUGGGGCUGUCGCUGUUGCUUGGGCUGCUGGCCCUGGUGGCGACUGCGGCGGUAGCGCGGGGGUGGCUGCGCGCGGAGGAGAGGAGCGGCCGGCCCGCCUGCCAAAAAGCAAAUGGAUUUCCAUCCGACAAAUCCUCAGGAUCCAAAAAGCAGAAACAGCAACAGCGGAUUCGCAAGGAGAAGCCUCAACAACACAACUUCACCCACCGCCUCCUGGCUGCAGCGCUGAAGAGCCACAGCGGGAACAUAUCUUGCAUGGACUUUAGCAGCAAUGGCAAAUACCUGGCCACCUGUGCAGAUGAUCGCACCGUCCGCAUCUGGAGCACCAAGGACUUCCUACAGCGGGAGCACCGCAGCAUGAGAGCCAAUGUGGAGCUGGACCACGCCACCCUGAACCCAGCACAGGACCUGGAACACAGAGCCUCUUUGUCCAGUGAGAGAGUGACUUGUCUGCUACCUGUCUCUAGAGCCUUCAUUGUCUGGCUGGCCAACGGGGACACCCUCCGUGUCUUCAAGAUGACCAAGCGGGAAGAUGGGGGCUACACCUUCACAGCCACCCCAGAGGACUUCCCUAAAAAGCACAAGGCACCUGUCAUUGACAUUGGCAUUGCUGACACAGGGAAGUUCAUCAUGACUGCCUCCAGUGACACCACUGUCCUCAUCUGGAGCCUGAAGGGUCAGGUGCUAUCUACCAUCAACACCAACCAGAUGAACAACACACAUGCUGCUGUAUCCCCCUGUGGCAGAUUUGUGGCCUCGUGUGGCUUCACUCCGGAUGUGAAGGUCUGGGAAGUCUGCUUUGGAAAGAAGGGGGAGUUCCAGGAGGUGGUGCGAGCCUUUGAACUAAAGGGCCACUCCGCGGCUGUGCACUCGUUUGCCUUCUCCAACGACUCGCGGAGGAUGGCCUCUGUCUCCAAGGAUGGUACAUGGAAACUGUGGGAUACAGAUGUGGAAUACAAGAAGCAGCAGGACCCCUACUUACUGAGGACAGGCCGCUUUGAAGAGGCGGCGGGCGCCGCACUGUGCCGCCUGGCCCUCUCCCCUGAUGCCCAGGUCUUGGCCUUGGCCAGUGGCAGCAGUAUUCAUCUCUACAAUACCCGGCGGGGCGAGAAGGAGGAGUGCUUUGAGCGGGCCCAUGGCGAGUGUAUCGCUGACUUGGCCUUUGACAUCACUGGCCGCUUUCUGGCCUCCUGUGGGGACCGGGCGGUGCGGCUCUUUCACAACACGCCUGGCCACCGGGCCGUGGUGGAGGAGAUGCAGGGCCUCCUGAAGCGGGCCUCCAAUGACAGCACCCGCCAGAGGCUGCAGCAGCAGCUGACCCAGGCCCAAGAGGCCCUGAAGAGCCUGGGUGCCCUCAAGAAGUGAUGGGGAGGGCCUGGUGCAGAGGAUUGAGCAGGAGGGAUCUGGCCGCCUGCUCCCAGCGAUGCCGCCACCUUUCUUCCCAGGUGGAAGCCUUUUGGAAGGGGUCUCCUGGUUUUCCUACUGGUGGCCUUUUUCCUGUUGAAACUUCUCUUGCUUACUUAGAUCUUUCUCUCUUUUCUUGCUGGCUUUGACUCCUCCCCAACCAGUGACCAAGGUGCUUUUCUUCCUCUCAGGCCCAGUGGGUAGAAUCCAUCCCCACCCUGUGCGGAGGACAGUGGUAGAGGAGAGAGAGAGAGAACAUGAUUUUUGGCUUUGUGGCAGCACUUCCUCACCCCCAAAGAAGUUUGUAAAUGUUUCAGAACAACCCAGAGAACACCCAGUACUAAGCAGCAGUUUUGCAAGGAUGGGAGACUGGGAUAGCUUCCUGUCACAGACCUGCUGUGGGGUCGGGGAAGGCUGAUCUCCACUGAGUCAAGGCUCCUAACUCCAUCAAAAAGACACUAAGGGAUUUCAUUCCGGGCCUCAGUUCUGUCUGUAAGAUGGAGAAUAAUCCUGUCUGUGACCUGCUUGCAAAGAUGAUUGGGGUUUAGAGAGUGUAAAGUCGCUAGGUCUAGAAGAGUGGGAAAGAGUCAUACUACGUCCACUGUCAUUAACGUGGCAAAAAUGGGAACCGGUGUGCUUUGAAACCAAAUUUGACACACACUCCUCGGGAAGGCAGAGUUUCCUGGGACUUGAUCAUGCAUUUUGUAUGGUUGGGGCUCAUCUCUUUGGGAGAUGAUAUCCUGUCAGGAGACCUCUUUUCAGUCCAUCAGAUGUUUGAGGGCCCACUCUGUGCCCAAAUAAAUAUGUCCUGGGGAUUAAAUGUGAAUAAGACGUGGUUUCUGCCACCUAAGAUGGCUGGUGGGAGAGAGACAGACACAUGCACUGAGUGCUUUCUGUGAGUUAACUCAGCUGCUGUUGUAAACGCCACGGCAAGAGAGGACCAGAGCAGGACAGAGGCAAUGGGCACUGAAGUUGAAGGGGUACAUUUGAUAAGAGAUUCGAUAUUGAGAAGUUUAAAUUUUUUGAAUUUGAAGACUGCUUGGAGGUGGCAGGUAGGGGAAAUGAGGUAUCCAGGAAGACUUGAGUGUAGGGAAAAUGUAUUCAUCCCUGGUCAAACUCUUGAUCGCUCACGAAAACUGUGACCUGCCCAGUCGCCCCCAGCCUGUCAGUGGAACAAGCCACAACCUUGGAGUUAUCCUUGAUGACCCCCAUUCAUUAUCCCCUCUGUCUGUUCACCAGAACGUUCUUUUGGUUACACUCCACGUGACGGCCCGAGUCUGCUGCUUCUCUCUGUCUUUCCUGUUCCCAUCCUGGUCCUGUCCACUGUCACCUACUGGGCCACUAAAAUAUGGCUUCCUAAUGGAUCUUCCUGCUUCCUCUGUUGCUUCAUUACUUUUCUAUAUAGCAGAGUGAUCUUUUGAAAAUGUAAAUCAGAUCACAUUAUUCUCUAGUUAAAACCCCCAAGGCUUCCCAUCACACUUAAAAUCCAAAAGAUUUUUUAACCAAAAAUAGUAAAAUAUAUAUAUAUAUAUUUGAGACAGUCUCACUCUGCUCCCCAGGUUGGAGUACAGUGGUGCAGUCUCAGCUCACUGCAACUUCCACCUCCAAGGCUGAAGCAAUUCUCCUGCCUCAGCUUCCAGUGUAGCUGGGAUUACAGACAUAUGCUACCAUGCCUGGCUAAUUUUUGUAUUUUUAGUGGAGAUGGGGUUUCACCAUGUUGGCCAGACUGGUCUUGAACUCCUGACCCCAAGAGAUCUGCCCACCUUGGCCUCCCAAAGUUCUGGGAUUACAGGCAUGAGCCAUCACGUCCCACUGAAAACAUGUUUUUAAUCCCAAAUUCUUACCUUAGCCUGCAAGGUCCUGUGUAACCUGCCUUCGUCCCCACUCCCAGACCUUUUUACUGCUGUCCCAACCUUGCUGUUCCUUGAGCAAGCAGAGUUACUCCAUCCUCAGGUAGGGCUGGUGCUUAGGCCAGCCCCUUGGAAGUGCUUUAUUCCGUUGGCAGACUUACCAUGCUUGUCAGAAUUCAGUUCUUGGUUCCAGUUACAGUGCAGAGAUAGGCUCCCUGACCACUCAUUCUGAAGUAGCCCUUUCCAUCAAUCCUAUCACAUCCAUCACAUUAGCUGAAUUUCUUUUUUUUAUAUUAAUGCUCUCUAAAAUUCUCUUGUUUGGCUAUUUGUUUGCUACAGGGGUUUUGGCCUAAAUGCUAUGGACGUCAGCUGGGUACCGUAAAUGCGUGAGUGGGGCCACAGUCACCUGGGUGUGAGGCAGGAGAGAGUGGGGACGGAAGUGAGCUGGAGGGCUUGUGUCCUGCCCGUGAGGUAGGGGAGGCUGCUACUCAUUCAGGAAUCCGGCAGAAGUUGUCUGCUUCACAGAAGCUAGAAGUGAGCAACUUAAACAAAAAAUUAAAUAAAACAAACACUAUCUGGACCAAACAAAACACUGCGUGGGCCCGUUGCAGUCCACCAGUCUCUCAUUGCAGCUUCUGGCUCUGAUGAGUGCACUGAAAUGAGAGCACCACCAGGGCAGACUCCUGGACCGCCUUGCUGUCAGCUCUGCGAUCCAGGCACAGUACCAGGGACAGUGUAAGCACUCAGUAAAUGUUCAGCUUAAGCCAGGGGCAAGCCACAGACCUCCCAGGAUCUCCACGUAUCUUCCCACUGCCAGUCUCCGUUGUGGUUUCGCAUGAUCCUAAUGACAGACCGCUGCCACUGUGCACGUAAGGCCUGCGGAGUAUUUCCUCUGCAGUUGUCAGAAGGGUGAGACGGAAACACUUUCCUCUGCGCCUGUUUUUAAAAGGAGCUCUGGCCUUACCCCCGUUGUACACCCAGGACGGGAAGUGGUGGAGAGCGCUGAGUUACCGAAGUCUUCAGUUGCAGGUUCAGCCGGCUCAUCCGGUGGCCUGAGAGCAGGUACAUCCCGGCCCCUCUGAGCUCGUUUCCUCCUUUGUAAGAUGAGAAUGAAUCCUGUCCUGCCCUCCUUACCGCAUUGCAUUUCCAGUGAGAUAAAACACUACCAAAAAGUCACUCCACAGACUUUCUGAGGACAGAAAGUGCCCUCACUCAAGCUUCUCUGGAAACCACAGGGCAGGUGUCUGGAUAUUAACAUAGAACAGAGGCCACCAUUGGUUUUUUUUUUUUUUUUUUAGUCAAAAAUCCUGCAUGUGAAGGCAGUAUUCAUAUCUUAAGAUUUCAACAUCUGUGGGUAUGAAAUUUUUCAAAAUAAAAAGUUGGGGAAAUAUUUUAAAUGUGGUGUGUAGCCCAUGUUGGUGUUUUCUUUGUUUUAGAGAUGAGGUCUCACUCCGUCAUCCAGACUGGGGUGCAGCCUUGACCUCCUGGGCUCAAGUGAUCCUCUCACCUCAGCCUCCCGAGUAGCCAGGAUCACAGGCACAUGCCAUCACACCUCUGUUUUUUCUAGAAAUGGGAUCUCACUAUGUUGCCCAGGCUGGGGCUUGCAGUCAUUUAAAACAUGCAAUACACAGAUUAAGAUGGUGGUGCCAACUCAACAGUGCCACUUCCCAAGGGCUCUUUCUUCCUCAGCGCAAUCCACCCUCCUGGCUACUUUCCUGGGGGUUGGAUGCAGGUGGGUCUUCUGCCACCUGCAUCCAACACACGGGCGCAUCGGAGAAACCAGCUCUUUAAUUUGCUUAUCUGUGAUAACUUGAAGCCCUGGAUAAUGCCUUGUAUACAGGCAUGUUUUCACAAUUAUAGCUAUUCUAGUAAAGCCACGUUUCAGAGACUAACAUCUUGGGAAAGGCACAAAAAGUUUUGUUUCUGUGUUUUCUACAAUGAAUGUGCAAUUCCUAUGUAAUGCUCAGUGCAGCACCAUUCAGAAUAGCAAACACAUGGAAUCAACCCAAAUGUGCAUCAGUGAUAGACUGGAUAAAGAAAAUGUGGUAGAUUACACCAUGGAAUAUUAUGCAGCCAUAAAAAUGAACAAGAUCAUGUUCUUUGCCGGGACAUGGAUGGAGCUGGAGGCCAUUAUCCUCAGCAAACUAACACAGGGAUAGACAACCAAAUACCACGUGUUCUCAUCAGUGGGAGCUGAACAAUGAGAACACAUGGACACAGAGAAGGGGGCAACACACACUGAGGCUUGUGGGGGUGGGAGGAGAAGAGCAUCAGGAGUAAUAGCUAAUGCAUGCUGGGCUUAAUACCUAGGUAACGGGUUGAUAGAUGCAACAAACCACCAUGGCACACAUUUACCUAUGGAACAAACAUGCGCAUCCUACACAUGUACCCCAGAAGGUAAUUAACAGGUAAUGGGAGUGGUAGCUCACACCAGUAAUCCUGACAAUUUGGGAGGCUGAGGCAGGGGGAUUACUUGAGGCCAGGAGUUCAAGACCAGCCUGAGCAACAUACUAAGGCCCCGUCUCUACCAAAAAAAAAAAAAAUCAGGCACGAUGAUGGACACUUGUAGACCCAGCCUCUCUGGAGGCUGUGGUGGGAGGAUUGCUUGAGCCCAGGAGUUCAAAGCUGCAGUGGGCUCUGAUCGCAGCCUAGGCAACACAGCAAGACCCUGUCUCAGGAAAAAAAAUCGGUAACAUGAUAUAUUGAAAGCAUUAGAUAGCCUCCAUGACACAUACUCUCUCACUUUCACUUUGUAACAGCUCUUGUGAAGCAGCAAUUAUAAUCCCUGUUGGAAAAACCGAGGUUUGCGGAGAUUAAGUGGCAAGCAGGGAUUCAACUCUGGGUCUGAGGACAGAGCUCGAGCUUGUUCCUAGUGUCACCCUUAUAGCCUGUGACCUUGCCAGCCAGAAAAUAAGCUUUCUGAAGGCAGGGAGUUUAUAGUGUUAGGAGUCUGUCUUGUACUUCUUUCUGUUGCACCCAUGCAAGUGAGCACAUAGUAGCCACUACUUCAAUUUGCUGGCUAACAAGAUGAACCUGUAUACUGAUUGCCCAACAGCAAAUGAGCUCACUUUGACCACCACUUAUGCAUGCACCACGUGGUUGCAUUGGCAGCAGAAAUCAUUCUGUUACUUUCCAAGGCCACUGCAUCUUGUGAUUCACAUGCUUCUGCAUGAUUCUCCCAGGGACUAACGGUUCCAAGGUCUGGAGAUGAUCGAAGUUCCAAAAGUGGGCUGUGCAGGGUGGCUCAUGCUCAUAAUCCCAGUGCUGCGGGAGGCCAAGGUGAGAGGAUCACUUGAGACGAGGAGUUUGAAACCAGCCUGAGUAACAUGGUGAGACCCAUCUGUACAAAAAAUUUUAAUAUUAGCUGGGCAUUAGUCCCAGCUGCUGGGCUACUGGAGAGACUGAGGCAGGAGGGUCACUUGAGUCCAGGAGUUGGAGGUUGCAGUGAGCCAUGAUCACGCCACUGCACUCCAGCCUAAGCAACAGAGUGAUACUCCAUUUCUUUAAAAAAUACAAAUAAGAGUGCCAGCUUGGCAUGGUGGCUCACAGCUGUAAUCCUAGCAGUUUGGGAGGUAAGGUAGGAGGAUCACUUGAGUCCAGGAGUUCAAGACCAGACUGAGAAACAUAGGGAGACCCCCAUCGCUACAAAAAAUACAAAAAUUAGCCUGUCCUACGCUGGCACAGCUACUCAGGAGGCUGAGAUGUGAGGAUCGCAUGAGCCUGGGAGGUUGAGAUUGCAGUCAUCUACCCCAUCUUGGCUUCCCAAAGUGCUGGGAUUAUAGGCAUGAGCCACCGUACCCAGCCAGCCAGGAGGUUUGACAACCCAGGUAUGUUUCAGUUGCUUUUGGAGCCCCGAGGCAGGAAAAAUAUGAACCAAACAACAACCCCAAAAAUGAUAAAGCUGAUGAUGAUACUGAAGGUGAUGACUGAUGGUAAUGACUGUUGGUCUCUAUUUCACCCUAAUAAUGGCCUCUGUCCUGCAUACUGUUAGCCUUUUGUGAUCUAGCACCUAGGGCAUCUCUCUAGAAUAAGAAGUCAAACAAAAGAACCCAGGGCAAAAGUGAAUUUUUUUUUUUUUUUUUUUUGAGACGAAGUCUCACUCUUGUUGUCCAGGCUGGAGUGCAAUGGUGCAAUAUCAGCUCGCUCGACUUCUCCCUCCUGGGUUCAAGCGAUUCUCCUGCCUCAGCCUCCGAGUAGCUGCGAUUACAGGGGCAUGCCACCACGCCCGGCUAAUUUUUGUAUUUUCAGGAGAGACGGAGUUUCAUCCUGUUGGUCAGGCUAAUCUCAAACUUCAGACCUCAGGCAAUCUGCCUGCCUUGGCCUCCCAAAGUGCUGGGAUUUUCAAGCGUGAGCUACCGGGCCUGGCCAAAAGUGAAUUUCCUGAUGUGCUGUACCCCAAUUUCCUCAACCCUGUGUUUUUCACAGGAAAACCUCAGUGUGUUUCACUGAGAGUGCCAGGACUGUGAGGGACCUGCCCACAGUGGCAAAGCUUGCUAGUGUUCCCCAAUUUUGCUUCUUGUUUUCCCAGGUACAAGGCUAGACUACAUGUUCCAGGCUUCCCUGCAGUUAGGUAAGACGCUUUGCUGAGUUCAGGCUAAUGGAAUAUGCGCAGAAGUGAUCUGUUGAGUCUCUGGCUGCCUCUAAAACCCACAGUGGUUCACGCUUGUAAUCCCAGCACUUUGAGAGGCUGAGGUGGGCAGAUCACUUGAGGUCAGGAGUUUGAGACCAGCCUGGCCAACAGGGCGAAAUCUCGUCUCUACAAAAAUACAAAAAUUACCUGGGUGUGGAGGUUCAUGCCUGUAGUCCCAGCUACUUGGGAGGCUGAGGCAACAGAAUCCCUUUAACCCAGAACAUGGGAGGCAGAGAUUGCAGUGAGCCAACAUCGUGCCACUACACUCCAGCUUGGGUAGCAGAGCGAGACUCCGUCUCAAAAAAAAAAAACAGACAAAAACCCUCCUGGGGCUUUCCAUACUCUUUUCUGCCAGCUGGAAACGGAGGAUUCUGUACAGUUUGCUGGGUAAUCAAAACUACUAAAUGGCUGGGCGUUGUGGUUCAUGCCUGUAAUCCCAUCGAUGGCUGACUCCUAUAAUCUUAGCACUUUGGGAGGCCAAGGUGGGAGGGAUGCUCGAGGCCAAGAGUUCAAGAUCAGGCUGGGUAACAUAGUGGGCCCCCCAUCUCUACCAGGCAUGGUAGCAUGUGCCUAUGGUCCUGGCUACUCAGAAGGCUGAAGUUGGUGGGUGACUUGAGCCCAGGAGUUCAAGGCUGUAGUGACCUAUGUGCCACUGCACUCCAACCUGGGCAAGAAAGCAAGACCCAGUCUCUUAAAUGUGUGUGUGUGUGUGUGUGUGUGUGCGCACGCGCAUAUAUAUUUAUAUUUGUGUAUACCUAUACCAUAUGCUUUGUUUUUCCACUGCUGUGGAAAGAAUUCUAUGAUGUGGGAACAGAGUAAUGAUUCCCCAAAGAUAUCCACAUCCUAAUCCUUGGAACUCAGGAAUUUGUUGGGUUAUAUGCCAACAGGGAAUUACAGUAGCAGGAAUUAAGGUUGCUAAUCAGCUGGCUUUUUUUUUUUUUUUUUUUUUGAGACAGAGUCGCACUCUGUCUCCCAGGCUGGAGUGCAGCGGCACAGUCUCUACUCACUGCAGCCUUCAUCUCUCAGGUUCAAGUGAUUCUCUUGCCUCAGCCUCCCUAGUAGCUGGGAUUACAGGCACAUGCCACCACACCUAGCUAAUGUUUGUAUUUUUAGUAGUGACGGGGUUUCUCCAUGUCUCGAACUCCUAACCUCAAAUGAUCCACUCCCUCAGCCUCCCGAAAUGCUGGGAUUGCAGUGGGUCACUGCACCUGGCCAGAAAAACAAAAUAGGAUAUUAAGCGGUUGUAUUAGUCAGGGUUCUCUAGAGGGACAGAACUAAUAGGAGGUUGGCUCACUGCAACCUCCACCUCCCGAGUUCAAGCAGUUCUCCUGCCUCAGCCUCCCGAGUAGCUGGGAUUACAGGCAUGAGAGGCCACUGUCAGCUAAUUAGUAGUUUUAGUGAGAUGGGGUUUCACCAUGUUGGUCAGGCCAGUCUCGAACUCCUGACCUCAAGUGAUCCACCCACCUCAGCCUCCCAAAGUGCUGGGAUUACUGGCGUGAGCCACCACACCUGGCUGAGAAGAUAACAUUUGAAUAAAGACCUUCAGGAGGUAAGGGAGGGAGCCAUGCAAAUAUAUGGUGCAUGGGUGCUACAGUAGGGGAGGCCGAAGUGCAGAGGCCUGAGGCAGGAGCUGGACUGUGCUUUCAGAUGAGCAAGAAGGCCAGUGGAUUUAGAGCAGAGACAGCAUGGGUAUAGUUGUAGGAGGUGAGGUCAGAAAAUAACAGGAUGAUGUGUGGGAAUGGAUGGGGCCUUCUAGGCCACUGUAGCUUGUACUCAAAGUGAGAAAAGAAGCCAAGCCCUUGGAUGCAUCACCCAAGGCAGAGAUCUGGGCUGGGAUCUCUGUAUCCACCUCUGCACCUCAUCUAGCACAAGCUUUUCACCUAGAAAAUGGCAGGAUGUGAUUUUUUAGGAGAUGGUAUCCUACUGUGUUGCCUAGGCUAAGUGCAGUAGUGUGAUUAUAGCUUCCUGCAGCCUUAAACUCCUGGGCUCAAGGAAUCCUCCCACCUUGCCUCUCAAGUAGCUGGGAUACAGGCACAUCCUCUUCGUCCAGCUAAGGUAUGAUUUUUUUUU
Callithrix jacchus (white-tufted-ear marmoset) is the source of this 10250-nucleotide messenger RNA. RefSeq names its product transducin beta like 2 (gene TBL2). The record is from RefSeq and is a predicted model, not a curated record. NCBI's taxonomy places the organism in Eukaryota, Metazoa, Chordata, Mammalia, Primates, Cebidae. Gene Ontology annotation, molecular function: protein binding. Gene Ontology annotation, cellular component: endoplasmic reticulum. Gene Ontology annotation, biological process: endoplasmic reticulum unfolded protein response.